Eleginops maclovinus (Patagonian blennie) is the source of this 1775-nucleotide messenger RNA. It is a transcript of the gene gas2b, whose product is annotated as growth arrest-specific 2b. Gene Ontology annotation, biological process: actin crosslink formation. The record is from RefSeq and is a predicted model, not a curated record. Gene Ontology annotation, molecular function: actin filament binding; microtubule binding; cytoskeletal adaptor activity. Gene Ontology annotation, cellular component: actin filament. NCBI's taxonomy places the organism in Eukaryota, Metazoa, Chordata, Actinopteri, Perciformes, Eleginopidae. The transcript has 8 exons. Bases 174 to 1577 code for a protein of 467 amino acids.
CUCACAUGUGCAGGACCUGGGGGCGAUGCACAUCUGGUUGAGGGUGAUGUGUGUAUGUGUGUGAGAGGAAAACUGCGGUGGAGAAGAUUUGCAGGGGAAACUUUUAUGAAAAAGCAAGUCUUUUGAAGAAACCGGCUGUUAGCAUCCAGGUCCCUCAAAGACCGACAGAAAUCAUGGACAGUGAAGUGGAAACAUGCGACACCAGCCUCGACAGUCCUCUUAGCCCAAUGCAUCUGACUGGGCUGGGGAUGAACUGUCUUCUUGGCCAAAAGUACCGGCACUCUGGGCCGGGCCUCACCAGUCCUCAGGAGUACAACCAGUGGCUACCUUGUCGCCACGACGCCAGCCUGCUGCCCAUGAAAGAGGACCUGGCCCUCUGGCUCAACACUAUCACCGGUGAAGAUCUCACAGCAGACAGUUUGAUGGAGAGGUUAGAUAACGGCGUUGUCCUCUGUCAGCUGGCACAGCUGCUCCAGGAGAAGAUGAUGUACAACAACAAUGGCAAGUCUUUAAUUAGAAGAGUGAUCCACUGGCGAGCAGAUGCAACUUCUGGGUCAUUCUUCGCCAGAGACAACACUGCCAACUUCCUCUACUGGUGUCGAAAGAUUGGCGUGGAUGAGGCUUACCUAUUUGAGUCAGAGGAUUUGGUCCUCCACAAGCAGCCACGAGAGGUGUGUCUGUGCCUGAUGGAGCUGGGACGGAUUGCAGCCAGGUACGGUGUGGAGCCUCCUGGGCUGGUGAAGUUAGAGCGAGAGAUAGAGCGGGAGGAGGCAGGGUGCUUAUCUCCAUCCUCCCCUCUGCCCCUGUCUUUUUUUCCUCCUGCAUCAUUGUAUUCAACAUCACAAUCAUCCCCACCCCCUGCUCCCUCUCCUCCACCUUCUCUUCCUCCACCUGCGCCCCUCACUCCCAGCACAACCUGUGUGUCUGAACCCAUCGCCUGUGAUCUUCCAUCAGCCACAACAAACCCAGCAGCUUCAUGUCAGUCCUCCCUCUCAGCCUCUGACCCUUGUACAACCACAGCCUCAACACAAACGCCUUUGUUCCCUUCAUCCUGCACCACUCAAACAUCUGCUUCAGCUCCUUUGUCAGCUCCCUCGCCGGGACAAACCCUGCUUUCUACUCCCAAAGUCUUCUUCACCACAAUAAACAACCACUCUCCCAAAGCAACACCUCCCAUCAACUCCCAACCUGCAGCUCCUCGUUCCUCCUCUAACAGAUCGAAGAGCAGGAGGAGCACAGGCACCAACGACAUUUUGGAUGAUAUUGUGAAAAACAUUAUUGAGAAUCCCCCCUGCAGCUGUCUAACCAGGUUCCUGGUUGAGAAGCAACCUAAAGGCUGCUACCGUGUUGGAGAUAAAGUUCUGUAUAUAAGGAUGCUGAAUGAGCGCCAUGUGAUGGUACGUGUAGGCGGAGGCUGGGAGACCUUCAUAAGUUACCUGCAGAAACAUGACCCCUGCAGAGGACCGGUGGGCAGACCUGAGGUUAGAGUCUGCAGGGUCAAAGCCAAGCCCCCCAAUUUGAACACCUCACCUGACAGCUACAUGGUGGUGGGUGCCCAUUACCGUAGCAAGAAGUAGACUCUCAAACUGCUCACUCUAGCUUCUGGCUGGGAACUUUUCACUUAGUCAAACAAAACGGUACAUGGUCAAUGAUUUACCAUAUAGUUUUUCAACUCGAGUUUAAAAGAAAAUGUUACGAGAUGAAAAUAAACGCUAUAUCAUUGUUAUCAUUGUUAUAUCAUUGACAUAUUGUUGAAUAAAAGCAAUCUAAAGAGA